AUGUGGCUAAUUUGUGUCGACGCUUUCUCGCAAUUUCCGUUCGUUGUACAACUAUCUACAACAACAACGGUUGACACCGUAUCAGCAUUGUCUUCUAUAUUUUCUCUGGAAGGUAUACCAGAAACCAUCGUAAGUGACAAUGGUCCGCAAUUUACAGCUGAAGCAUUCAAACAUUUUUGCUCAAAACUUGGCAUCAAACAUAUAACAACAGCGCCGUUUCAUCCAGCCUCAAACGGGUUAGCCGAACGAUUCGUCAGAUCUUUUAAAACUGCUGUUCAGAAAAACAUUGACGAUGGAUUGUCUCUCAAAUUCGCUGUAUCAAAAUAUCUUGCAACAUAUCGUGCAAUGCCGAAUGCUGAAGGUAAAUCACCUGCGGAACUUUUACAUGGAAGGCCUGUUCGUACCUUGUUGAGUCAACUGUUUGAAUCGCCUAGGAAGCACCUUGAAGCUUCGAAACGGAAAAUGAAAUUCAGUCUAAAGCAACCCGUCUUCGCUCGAAACUACGCAAGAGGGGAAAAAUGGAUAAAAGGAGUUAUUGUGAAACAACUUGGUAAAAUGGUUUACCGAGUGAACACAUCUUUUGGUUACAUCAAACGUCAUGUUAAUCAGCUUAAAACUAGAAGUAGCUCUGACCUCUCUUCACAACCAAUUUUUGAAUUCACUCCAAAUUUCAUCAAUGCCACACCGCCUUCAUCUAGCCAAUCAACAUUAAUGCCUAGUGAAGAACGUUCUACCGAAGUAGUUCAACUUCGAAAAAGUGGUCGUAUUCGGAAGGUUAUUAAUCGAUUUGAAUCCGACGAUUUCAGGAAAACUUGA
Teleopsis dalmanni is the source of this 816-nucleotide messenger RNA. RefSeq lists its product as uncharacterized. Gene Ontology annotation, molecular function: nucleic acid binding. The record is from RefSeq and is a predicted model, not a curated record. Lineage: Eukaryota; Metazoa; Arthropoda; Insecta; Diptera; Diopsidae. The transcript has a single exon. The coding region runs from base 1 to 816 and encodes 271 amino acids. Gene Ontology annotation, biological process: DNA integration.